Molecule: messenger RNA, 213 nt
Organism: Schistosoma turkestanicum
Lineage: Eukaryota; Metazoa; Platyhelminthes; Trematoda; Strigeidida; Schistosomatidae
Source: the annotation of a GenBank genome assembly
AUGAAUUUAGCGAACAGUGAUUAUAUGUUAGUUUUAACUAAGAUGAUAGGUUUACACAAAAGUAAAUCAGCAAAGGGUGAAGAAAUUGCCAAUACACAAGAAUGUAUUAUACCGCAUGAAUUGACAAGUGUAGCACGUUAUCAAAGAUCAAUAUUAUUACAUAAUACGCAUGAUGAAAUCACUUUGACAGCGUCAAAUAUGUUAAAUGUGUAA